AUGGCUUCCCAGCCCCUCGCCCUCUAUCUGAUAUUGCUUUUCCUGGGCUCAUGGCUUUCGUUAGCCAUGGGCCCUAGUCAUAUGGAAAAACUGCGUCAAGACAGUGUCCGAAUGUUCCUCCAUGGCUUCAAUAACUAUAUGGAACAUGCUUUCCCUGAGGAUGAGCUUCGUCCUGUGACUUGCGCGCCUCUUACACGCGAUCGAGAGAAUCCUGCGAACAUCGGCCUCAACGACGUCCUCGGCAACUACUCUUUAACCCUUAUCGACAGUUUGUCAACUCUUGCUAUUCUAGCCGGCGGUCGUCAAGAUGAUCAUGGAUAUACGGGAAGGCUUGCGCUUCUAGAUUUCCAAAACGGAGUAUCGGAUCUCGUGAAGUACUAUGGCGACGGUCGACCUGGACUUGCCGGCCUGCGGGGGCUUCGAUCGAAAGGGUUCGACCUGGAUAGCAAGGUGCAAGUUUUCGAGACGGUUAUUCGAGGUGUUGGCGGACUGUUGAGUGCUCACUUAUUCGCCACUGGUGAGCUUCCGAUACCCGGGUACGAUCCGACGCCCCCAGUGCAUUGGACCAGCAACGACCCUCUUGAAACUGCUCCCAUCGAGUGGCCGAAUGGAUUUGUCUACGACGGCCAACUCUUACGGCUUGCCUUCGACCUCGGUCAGCGCCUCCUCCCAGCAUUCUACACGAAUACCGGGAUUCCAUACCCUCGUGUAAAUCUGCGUUACGGUAUUCCCUUCUACCCAAACUCGCCGCUUAAUCACCAAUCAGCAGCUGGUCGCGGUAUGUAUGGAAGAGAUAUUACAGAAACAUGCAGCGCCGGUGCAGGAACUCUUGUUCUGGAAUUCUCUGUUCUUAGUCGCUUAUCGGGAGAUCCGCGGUUUGAAGAGGCGGCCAAGCGUGCUUUCUGGUCUAUCUGGGAGCAAAGAAGCCCCCUUGACUUGAUCGGCGGUGGCAUCGACGCCGAACGCGCUACUUGGAUUAGCACGGCGUCCGGAGUCGGGGCGGGCAUCGACAGUUUCUUCGAGUACGCCAUGAAGGCCCAUAUUUUGCUCUCUGGCCUUGAUCUUCCGAAUGAGACUGCUAUUGCUUACUCUUCUCGCCGCGAUUAUAAGCCGUUGUGGCUUGAUCCAAAUCUUAUUCAGCGGCCCCUAACUCCGGAGGAGCACUCUCCAGAUUCGUUCCUUAAAACGUGGCAUCAAGCUCACGCGGCUAUCAAGCGCCAUCUCUAUAACAGCUGGCAAAACCCGAACGAGGAUUUCCACCACCCGAGCUACAUGAAUGGAAACUAUCAGACCGGUGCGGUUUCUGCCUUGUGGGUAGAUAGUUUAAGCGCAUUCUAUCCAGGCCUUCUCACUCUUGCGGGCGAGCUUGAGGAGGCUGUGGAGGCACAUCUGCUUUACGCAGCCUUAUGGACCCGGUUUCAAGCGUUACCCGAAAGAUGGUCCCUUCGUGAUGGGCAGGUCGAGUCGAACCUAGGCUGGUGGCCUGGACGACCAGAGUUCAUCGAAUCAACGUACCACCUAUAUCGGGCGACGAAGGACCCCUGGUACUUGUAUGUUGGAGAAAUGGUCAUGAAGGAUGUCAUCGACCGCUGCUAUACCGAAUGUGGUUGGGCAGGUCUCCAGGACGUUCGGACGGGUGAGAAGUCGGAUCGGAUGGAGAGCUUCUUCCUUGGAGAAACAACCAAAUAUAUGUAUCUGCUCUUUGACCCAGACCAUCCUCUGAACAAAUUGGACGCACCUUUUGUCUUUUCGACUGAGGGUCAUCCCUUGAUCAUACCGCGAGAUCGGAAACGCAAGGGAGCGACUCGGAGUCACCAAACCAAUGCGGCGACGGAACCGGACGCGUAUUUCGAUCCCGAAUUUACGAAUGAAUGCCCUGUUGGCCCAGCAGCCGUGCCCCUCACGGGGUCCACAAUAGCAGCGCGGUCGGACCUGUACCACGCAGCGGGUGUUACAGGCCUCUACACAACGCCGAACAUCCACGGCGAAGUUGAGCAGGUCGGCAUCAAAGAGACCGAAUACGGCCCAGUGCCGCUGAUUCGGCCCAAGUCAAACCACACGUACUUUCCAUGGACGCUACCCUCCACGUACAUCCCUGCCAAUGGAACAUGCCACAGACUACCUGAAGGCCGCCAACUCACCCUGCAAUUCCCACACCGAGCUUCGGGACGCUCUGACUCUUCGUUCUGGCAGUCUGUGGUCAAGUUACCGGAUGAAGGCCUGUUCAUUGCGUCUCUGGACGACCUGAAGCUACAGAUGGUUCUCGAUACAGAAAUAGGCGGUCUUCCUUCUGUGUGGCGAAUAGUCUCAGUGAACAACGUCCCUCUUGGCCGGGAGGAGAACGCCGUCGUCGAUGCCGACCUGAUAUCGGACAUGACGGACCCCCUUUUCAAGCGCGUCCGCGAACACACAGCUGUCGAAGUUAUCCUCUCCCACGACCCGUUCGAUCUACGACACAGGAGAAGCAGGGCCGGCAACCCUGACAACUCGCUCGUCUCCGCAUACAAAGCCGCCAUGCGCACCGUCAAGGACCGCGUAAGCCUCGUCUUCCCCCGCUUCCAAACCGCCAAAACCUCCCUCCCCGUCGCCGAAGACGGCAACGACAUCGUCGUCGACGAAGACAGCGCCCUCGUAUAUGACCUCGGGCUCGAUCUCGACCUAGACGCGGACCUCGACCUAGCCCUCGAGACCAUCGAUUCAUUCGUCGCCUCCACCCCCGUCGGCAAGGGCGCCCAGCUCGUCCCAGACUCCCCGACGGCCAAAUACGUCUCCGCCGCCGACCCCGAUUCCGAAAUCCACCUCCCCUGGACGUCCGUCUACCUCACCGACGAGGCCUGCGAACCUCUACCCACCGAGGCUCCCCGAAACCACCAGGUCAUCGUCAUUCGUCGCGGCUCCUGCACCUUCAGCCAGAAGCUCGCUAGCAUUCCCAACUUUUACCCUUCUCCCACCUCCCUCGCCCUGGUGAUUGUCCUCGACGAGUCCGGCACCGAGGAGGGCCUCGUUAGCCCGAACCUCGAGGAGACGCAGUUCGCCCCUUCGGGUCUGCCCCGGUAUAACCCCAUCCCGCUCGUCCUUGUGCGGACGCCGCCUGGGGGCUACGAGAAGUUUAGGGCUGCGACGAGUUUAGGGAUACGGAGGUUGUAUCAUGUACAGUCGAGAGGUAUACGGAUAUCCAAUUUGAGGGUUAGAUGA
This is a messenger RNA of Scedosporium apiospermum, 3195 nucleotides long. RefSeq names its product Glycoside hydrolase family 47 protein. Gene Ontology annotation, cellular component: endoplasmic reticulum; membrane. Gene Ontology annotation, molecular function: mannosyl-oligosaccharide 1,2-alpha-mannosidase activity; calcium ion binding. The coding region runs from base 1 to 3195 and encodes 1064 amino acids. Gene Ontology annotation, biological process: carbohydrate metabolic process; mannose trimming involved in glycoprotein ERAD pathway; endoplasmic reticulum mannose trimming. Lineage: Eukaryota; Fungi; Ascomycota; Sordariomycetes; Microascales; Microascaceae. The transcript has 2 exons. The record is from RefSeq and is a predicted model, not a curated record.